Messenger RNA from Oncorhynchus kisutch (coho salmon), 284 nucleotides. RefSeq names its product histone H3.3-like. NCBI's taxonomy places the organism in Eukaryota, Metazoa, Chordata, Actinopteri, Salmoniformes, Salmonidae. Gene Ontology annotation, molecular function: DNA binding; protein heterodimerization activity; structural constituent of chromatin. Gene Ontology annotation, cellular component: nucleosome. The record is from RefSeq and is a predicted model, not a curated record. Bases 1 to 228 code for a protein of 75 amino acids. The transcript has a single exon.
AUGAUCCGCAAACUGCCUUUCCAGCGCCUGGUGCGAGAAAUUGCCCAGGACUUUAAGACCGACCUGCGCUUCCAGAGUUCCGCUGUGAUGGCCCUGCAGGAGGCAAGCGAGGCUUACCUGGUCGGCCUGUUCGAGGACAACAACCUGUGCGACAUCCACGCCAAGAGGGUGACCAUCAUGCCCAAGGACAUCCAGCUGGCCCGUCGUAUUCGCAGAGAGCGCGCAUAAACGUUGACCUGAUCUCUAAAAUCCCCUAAAGGCUCUUUUAAGAGCCACCUCCAUAU